Quercus lobata is the source of this 1308-nucleotide messenger RNA. RefSeq lists its product as uncharacterized. The record is from RefSeq and is a predicted model, not a curated record. The transcript is spliced from 2 exons. The coding region runs from base 1 to 1308 and encodes 435 amino acids. NCBI's taxonomy places the organism in Eukaryota, Viridiplantae, Streptophyta, Magnoliopsida, Fagales, Fagaceae.
AUGGUGAGUUGCGAGGAUGAUUCUUGUCCAUGGUCAGUCCGUGCGAUAUGUUGCAAGGGAGACAGUGUCUGGAAGAUCGCAAAAUGCAAGGGCCCCCACACGUGCGACAAAAUUCAGAAUGCUCAUGAUGGUCGGAUGAUUGAUUUGGUGUUUCUAGCAUAUGUACUUGAGCGCUAUAUACGAGAAGAUCGUACGUAUAAGAUAAAGAACUUACGCCAUGUUGCUUUGGCAGACUUAAAACACGAAGUAUCUCACUACAAGGUAUGGGAUGCCAAACAAAAGGCUGUUGCAGCUAUAUACGGGGAUUUUAAGGAGUCUUAUGCAGAAUUGCCGCGUUUUUUGGCAGGACUUAAGGAUGCAAGUCCGGGUACAAAGUAUAAGUUACUAGUGGACAAUAAUUAUGAACGGGGAACCUGUACAUUCAAGUCCGUAUUUUGGGCGUUUCGUCCAUGUAUUGUUGGGUUCAAGAAGUGUAGGCCUGUGAUUAGCAUUGAUGUAACCCACCUCUAUGGAAAAUAUAAAGGGAAAUUGAUGAUUGCAAUGGUGACAGAUGCUAAUAAUAAGAUUUAUCCAGUAGCCUUCGCCGUUGUCGAGAGCGAGAGCACAGAGACUUGGGGUUGGUUCUUGGGUUGUAUAAGAACGUAUGUUACCGACCGGAGACAUCUGUGUGUCAUAUCUGAUAGACACCCUGGGAUACAAGCUAUCUUUAGAGACACUAAUCGAGACUUUUCCCUCCGGCCUCCCAUGACAGAACAUCGUUACUGCUUUCGUCAUCUAUGUAGUAACGUCAACACUAGAUGGAACAAUGAAACUUUAAAGAAUCUAGUAUGGAGGGUAGCAAGUGCUACCCAGGAGCGAAAGUUCAAUGCCACCUUCGAGUUAAUUGAGAAUGUCAACCGGGAUGCGCACCAAUGUCUGAAGGAUGUGCCCAAAGAGAAAUGGGCUCUAACUUUUGACAAGGGUUAUCGUUAUGGGGCGAUGACUACAAACGUCUCCGAGUACUUCAAUGGUGUUCUAAAGGGUGCUCGUAGCCUGCCCAUUACGGCAAUGGUGAAAUACACAUGGUUCAAAUUGAAUUCUUACUUCGAUGAUCGUCGCAAUAAGAGCAUAGCACAGUUAAAUUCGGGACAAAAAUGGACUAAAUAUGCCUUGGAUAUAUUCAUGAGAAAUAAGGCGAAGGCGGAGCAUCACAGGGUGACAAGAUUGAGCGCGCAACAACAAUCAUAUCUAGUAGAUACACCGCAUACUUAUGCAAGUGAUGGACAUGGGGAUCACACACAUGGAGUUAAUUUGUUGCAAAGAACUUGA